Aureobasidium vineae is the source of this 1608-nucleotide messenger RNA. NCBI's taxonomy places the organism in Eukaryota, Fungi, Ascomycota, Dothideomycetes, Dothideales, Saccotheciaceae. The record is from the annotation of a GenBank genome assembly.
UCGAAUCUAAUUAUAAGCAGCACCCGAACGAGGACUCCCUUUCUAGAGUUUACCGUCCACGCAGUCGAUACACUCUGCAAGUGCAUUGCACCAGUCGCCAAAGCUGCCUCGAGUAAGCAUAAGAGAGCUGCGUCAACCGCAAGUCAUGUCUAUGCGAGAAGUAAAUCGUCCGCUGCAUGCGAAGCCGAAGUCAGCCGCCGGUUCACUGAACCGUGGCAUUUUGCACAUUUUUCAAUGCUUACAUACAAUGCUAAAGAAUUGAGGACUCUUUGCGACUGCGCUUUGGGGAAGGCUGUUCCAUCGACAAGCAAGGAGUCCACUCUGACUAGCACACGAUCAUCUUCAAGCACCAGAAAGUCAUCUUCGAGCACCAAGAAGUCGUCACCAAGCACCAAGAAGUCUUCGUCGAGCAUCAGAAAGUCGUCAUCAAGCAUCAAAACAUCAUCGUCAACAGUCAGAACCUCAUCUUCUGGGAUCUCCAAGGCAGUCUCAACAAGCUCGAAGAUUCAGUCUUCUAGUGUCAAGUCGUCGAGCUCCGCAAACGCGGCAUCGAGCACUCGACUGGCUUCCGCUAGCUUGAGGCCUCCACCAAGUGCCAGCAAGAUCACUCUGACAGACUCGAGAGUAGCGACAUCUUCCACGCUCAACGGCACUUCUCUGUCUGAUUCGAGCAGAAAGACGUCCAGCUCAAUCUCAACGAUUCUGUUGUCAUCGUCAUCAUCGUCAUCAUCAUCAUCGAGAAUCUCGAGUUCAAGCAGACCGAUCUCUAUACCCACCAUCGGAGUUGUCCCGACCACUCAAGCCAGCUUGCCAAUUAGUGAAAUUCCAACUCUAGUCGUCUCGUCGACGAGUCAAACUUCUUCGUCCUCUGUUUCUACCAUCGCUACCAGUACUAACGUCGAUGGCGGCGGCCCAGCUCCCGUGACACCACCUGCAAUCACAUCUACCAGUACUUCCACGUUUGUUCCCGAGAUUACAACCACCAUUGUGAGUUGUGAUGGUCUCCUUUGUAUCGCGGUAGGAGUUGGUGCUUCCACAACCACCACAUUCGGCAUUGCCCCGACCGAUGACUCCGAUCUGCCUACGGCCACAGACACAGCUUCGGCAACCGAGAUUAGCUCAGCUACUGCCGCCAGUGUCACCAGUACCAACAGCCCAACGGCAUCAGUCUGCACACCUGUCUCAACAGCCUGCGACGGCACUUCUGGCUUCGUCAUCAUGGCGUCAAGCAGCGACUCGCUCAUCGACGGACUUUACGCCGCAUCUCAAAAUUACGCUAUGUACAUGAACGCGGACUACGCAUCAGCGGCAAGAUUCUGCCUCGAUAGCGACAACACCCUCGUCUGGCUCAACGAGAAUGGCCCCGAGUUUCCUGCUCUAAAAUCGAGCAUCGCGAGCCCCAUUACGUUUAGCGAUGCGGGUAUCCCCUUGUUUGGCGCUACGAUGUUCAAUGCGGAUUGUACUGUUGCGCUUCACUUGACUUGGUCUGAUGACUUCAGAACAGUUGUGGAUAGCUCGGAUCAUAAUCCUUUGUCCUUGACAGAUGACACUGAGUCGGGCUAUGUGGGUGAUGUUGAUUCCACGCCGAUCAGUCUUAUUGUUCAAGCC